This is a messenger RNA of Rhizophagus irregularis DAOM 181602=DAOM 197198, 1040 nucleotides long. RefSeq lists its product as uncharacterized. Lineage: Eukaryota; Fungi; Glomeromycota; Glomeromycetes; Glomerales; Glomeraceae. The record is from RefSeq and is a predicted model, not a curated record. Gene Ontology annotation, molecular function: oxidoreductase activity, acting on paired donors, with incorporation or reduction of molecular oxygen; monooxygenase activity; iron ion binding.
AAUGAUUUAUUCGUUACUAAAUUUAAAAAUAGUUUAUGGUUAUUAAACCAAUUUAAUUUUAAAUUAAUCGGUUUACCUAAUUUUUUCAAAAAAUUCUUUUUAGUUUAUAAGUUGUAUUAUAGAAAAUAUUUUGAUGAUUAUUGGUGGUUUCAUGAGUCAUUGUUAAGGAUCGUUCGAGCCCGUAGAUUGGAAAUUUCAAAUUCUCCAAAAGAACAAGAUUUAAAAGCUGAUAUGUUGACUUGUUUGAUAAAUUCCGGUUUAAAAACUGAUGAUGGCCGCUCGACAACAGAUGAAGAAAUAGUUUUUAUGAUGAAAGAUUAUUUAAGUGAAGGUAUCGGCACGAUCUCAAAUACAUUUAGUUAUAUUAUUUAUUAUAUAUGUAAAUAUCCAACAAUAAAAUAUCGUAUGAUCGAAGAAAUAGAUUCUUUAUAUAAUAAUCAAAACGAUACAUUCACGUAUUUCAUUCUAGCUAAAUUAUAUUAUUGUGAAGCAGUAAUUAAAGAAGUAUCAAGAAUACAUUCAGUAUAUCCAUUAAUUUCAAGAAUAUCGAAUGAAAAAGAUAAUAUUGGUGGUUAUACAUGGGAUAAUGGACAAAUGUUUUGUAUUAAUUUACACGCUAUACAUAAUCAUAAAUAUAAUUGGAAUAAUCCUGAAGAAUUUGAUCCUGAAAGAUUCUUAUAUUUAGAAGAAAAGAAAGCGGAAGAAAAAGAAUUAAAUGAGAAAGAUUAUAUUGGAAAUUCUUUUGUUAGAAAAAAUAUUAAUAUUAAAGAUCCUUUAUUCUCAUUUGGAAUUGGAUUAAGAUCUUGUCCUGCUAAAAAUUUAGCUAUGAUAAUUCUUAAAACUAUGGUGGUCAUGUUUUUGAGAAAAUAUGAUGUUAUCUUGAUGGAUAAAAAUUCGGAACUUCAAAUUAAUUAUAAUAAUAUGUUAAAUAAUUGUGAAGAAUUAAAAGUUAAAAUUAGACCUAGACAUAAUAAUAACAAUAAUCAAUGAGUUACCCCCUGUAUUGAAUUGCAUUUAAUCAAGAAAAAUUUUUCACUCAU